GUCGGCAUUGCAGAUCCACUCUCUAUCUCAUCCGCUGACGAGAUGGCGCAUUGUCGAAACAUAGGCGAAACGGAAAGACAGCUCGGUCAAUCUGCCCCCUUCUCAGUUCAGCUUCUGAAGCUCACCGAUAACCGAGACUCUCCCGUGCCCCCGCUCGAUACCGAUCGGCUCCUAUCACUCUUCCCCGCGUCGUACCCGACCAAGUCUGACGAUUUGGUUGCGCCGAGCCGCGAUGUCUGGGCCUGCAUAAAAUCAGAGCUGGAUCUACAAAGGCUUAAGAAAGUUCACGGCUUGCUAUGGCUUACAGGCCGGCUCCUACCGCCUCGACCAUUGCACCACCAGCUCCUAUUGGGCCGAGAGAUUCUCGUCACAGAACAGAUGGACAUGCAUCUCGUCUGGACGACGGGCCGCAUCUUCGUCAAACCCAUCCCGCGUUUCCUGCUUGAGCCGUGCUUAUGGACCAAAUAUCUCUGUUGCGAGCAAGGAUGCGAAUGUUCCAAGGGCGAAGCUCAUUCCGAAGGGAGCACCCAGGAAUGCGAGUGUCGGAAGCUUUGGAAAUGUGCGCUUGGGUUCCUAUUCUCCUACGUUGCGCUAAGGUCGAAUGGCCAGGCUGGAUAUCCUUCGUCGAGCAACUUGACACAGAGCACAUCUACCCAGACAUCGACCCGCGAUUCCACCAUGGAGAGCUUCGUUUGA
This is a messenger RNA of Fusarium falciforme, 696 nucleotides long. RefSeq lists its product as hypothetical. NCBI's taxonomy places the organism in Eukaryota, Fungi, Ascomycota, Sordariomycetes, Hypocreales, Nectriaceae. The record is from RefSeq and is a predicted model, not a curated record. The transcript has 3 exons. The coding region runs from base 43 to 696 and encodes 217 amino acids.